Molecule: messenger RNA, 1392 nt
Organism: Aspergillus clavatus NRRL 1
Lineage: Eukaryota; Fungi; Ascomycota; Eurotiomycetes; Eurotiales; Aspergillaceae
Gene: nuf2
Product: kinetochore-associated Ndc80 complex subunit NUF2
Exons: 4
Coding region: 1-1392 (463 amino acids)
Biological process (GO): attachment of mitotic spindle microtubules to kinetochore; meiotic chromosome segregation; kinetochore organization
Cellular component (GO): kinetochore; Ndc80 complex
Molecular function (GO): protein-containing complex binding
Source: RefSeq, a predicted model, not a curated record
AUGGCCUAUAAUCACCGAAUGAGUCAACAGUUCCACAGCACCCAGCAACAUCAGAACCGGGGUCGCAAGAAGGAAGAUGAGAAUGAUGCCUUGAUGCGCUUGCCAGAUAAGGAAAUCGCAGGAUGUAUCAAUGACAUUGGAAUACCGUUCACAGCUGCCGAUUUGAUCAAGCCCAAUCCACAGCAGAUUCAGAUGGUGUUCGAAUGGUUUGCGGAGCUUCUGAUGAACACAACCAGAGAGACUGUAGAGCCUGCGAUGCGCGCAGCUGCAGAGGAUCUCAGCGGCGAUUAUCCCGAUAUUGUACCACUGGAAACACGUAAUCUCAUGGGAUUCUUCAUCAGUCUACGAAGAUUAAUGUCGGAGUGCGGCGUCAAUGAUUUCACCUUCACGGACCUAACGAAGCCCACGCAUGAUCGACUGGUCAGAGUAUUAUCCUAUCUCAUCAACUUUGUCAGAUUCCGCGAGUCUCAGACGCCGGUCAUCGACGAGCAUUUUAAUAAAACUGAGAAGACGAAGGCGCGCAUUGACACUCUAUAUGCGGAGAACCAAGAGAUGGAACAACGACUGGAGGAGAUGCGAAGGAGCCUGAAAGCGAACGAAGCCCAGGUCAAGGAGAAGGUUAGACGGAACGACGAGUUAAAAGCGCGGCUGUUGGAAUUGCGAAGAAAUCAGGAACGAGUUGCCGAAACCCUCGAGCGAGUCAAGGCGGAUAAGGCUCGACGACAGGCACAGUUGGAAGAGAAGACCGAGAAGAGUGUGCGCACACGACAAGAAGUCGAGAAGCUCCGACCAUACGCGAUGCAAAGUCCGGUUUCACUUCAAUCCGCCUUGACCGAACUUUCAGAAAGUCUACUACGAGAGAAAGCUCAGAUUGACGCUAUGGAGAAGAGAGCCCGAGCUCUGCAGACCUCAUCGGAUACAUUCACUGUAGUCGGAAACGAUGUACAAGCUUGUAUCAAGCUUCUUGAGGAUAUAUCUGUCGAAUUACAGAAGGAGGAAGAGGAAGAAUCCCGAGCAUCGAGGAACAAGGAAGCAAUUUCCGAAAGGGGAAAUAACGUCAGAGAGGUUGAGCAGACUGAGAAGUUACUUCAACGGCAGCUGACGCGGUGGAAUGAGAGAAUUGAAGCUCUGCGGAAAAAUGCCCAUGAGAAAGCAGAGGUUGCCCAAGCGCGGAUGGAUGAGCUUCGGAACGUCCAGAAACAGCUCCGCGAGGAGCGGGCAGAAAAGCAGCGUGAUAUGGAGAGGAGACGAAUCAGGAUUGAGCAAACGGAGAAGAAGAUGGUCGAUCUCAAGGAGAAUAUCGAAAACGAGAUCCAAAGUGCCCACGAUCAGUACUUGAAGUUGGAAUCGCAUAUUAAGUUGUAUAUCACGGAGAUGGAAAAGUGUCUAUGA